AUGGCCGCUUGUGCCAUCCUGGUCCCCUUGCUCGAAGCGCUGAGUUCCAGAUUCCGGCCGCCACACCUGCUCAUGAUCCUGAGCGGCUUGAUGUACGUGAUCGGAGGCAUUGUGGAGCUUGAAGUGCCCAUAGAUGGAGCGUACAAUGAGUCUUUCCUGUACCACAUUCUGGUCUGCCUUUCGGUGAUGUUCGCCUAUUGUGCCUGCCAGACGCGGCGAUCGCUGUCGCACAUCCAGGAGGGUGACAGAAAGCUGCAGGAAAGGGAAAGGAGUCCAUUGGUAGAGGAGAGCGCGAAGGAGAAUGCAGGUGAGGAGCA
Messenger RNA from Symbiodinium necroappetens, 317 nucleotides. The record is from the annotation of a GenBank genome assembly. Lineage: Eukaryota; Dinophyceae; Suessiales; Symbiodiniaceae.